Melitaea cinxia (Glanville fritillary) is the source of this 710-nucleotide messenger RNA. RefSeq lists its product as uncharacterized. Lineage: Eukaryota; Metazoa; Arthropoda; Insecta; Lepidoptera; Nymphalidae. The transcript has 2 exons. The coding region runs from base 112 to 642 and encodes 176 amino acids. The record is from RefSeq and is a predicted model, not a curated record.
CGGCUCCACACGUUGGUCCCAACGCUCGUACCAAAGUUGGACAGCAAAUUAGGUGAGGCGUACACACGUUGGCUAAUAAACUAGUUCUGUCCCGUCAGGGCCAAUGUGAAGAUGUCCGAUACAGAAAUCGAAACUGCUCUGAGCGCUUUUAUAGUACUGAGUGCACAUUUAUAUUUGUUACUGAGAAAAUAUAAAAAGCCACGACAAAGAAGAUGGUGGAUGACGACACAUCAUAAAACACGGAAUCAGUAUGAUGGAACCCGAUUAUUGAGUAAUUUGAUUCAAGAGCCAUCAGGACAGUUUGAUAACUUUUGUCGUAUGUCUUCGAUAGAUUUCGAAUACCUUCUGCAGUUGAUUGGACCAAGAAUAAAAAAGCAAGAUGCAGUAUUCAGAGACUCAAUACCAAGCAAAGUACGCCUUGCUGUUGCUAUUGUUCAUGCCGGUGACGAUUUUGUGGAUGAGGAAGCCAUUCUCGCUCGAAGUACGCACUCGCUGCGUGUUGCAUUUGUUGCAACAGAACUGCGCAAAGCGCCAACGUGUGGACAGAUCGCGUGCGUUGGCGCAGAUUCCUUUGAUGAAACCGACACAAGGCGGCCAACUACCAACGCUCGCACCAACGUUGGGACCAAUGCCAUUUUCUAGAUCCACACGUUGGACAAGUAGCGUUGGGGCCUAUAUUGGGGCCAACGUGUGGAGCCGGCGUAAAGCUU